Molecule: messenger RNA, 916 nt
Organism: Ectocarpus siliculosus
Lineage: Eukaryota; Phaeophyceae; Ectocarpales; Ectocarpaceae
Source: the annotation of a GenBank genome assembly
AUGAAGCUGGCUGGGAGCUACUGCUUCCUGUUGGCUCUGUGCGUCUUCCUUGCGGACCACUUCUCUUUCGCCCAACCUACUGGUGGCCGGGUACCAUCAGCACCUCGAUAUGGCCUAGCAAGAUUCGCUGAGGAGGACGUCAAGGACACGGGCGUCGGACAUGUACAUCCGAUCCCUGAAGACGAACAUCAAGUUGAAGAAGAGCUGGUUGAGGUGCUCGAGACCGAUGAGCUGACCACUGUUGUGGGAGACAUCGAGCUCGGUGAUCUGCUAUGUGACAGCCUUGAGGAUGCUUCAGACUCUAGCCUGUUGCGAUUCACGAUCAGCUCUACGGAGACGGUGAUAGCUGAGCGCACCUCCUACUCGUCCAUUGACGGCAGCAUUCUGCCGGACGGAAACACGCGCAAGACUUUCCUCCUGAAGCUCGUGUCACGAAACUCAGACGGCAGCACCUCUAUCGUCACAUCCGUACCGUGCUCCGCCGGAUCCAGCAGCGAAAUUUGCAUGGUGGAGCUCGAAAAGUUCUUCUACGACGAAAGCGACGCUGUGGACACCGCACAAUCCUCUUCGUCAAGCUCCACUUCGAAUUACCAAGGCUCUCGGAUGCUAAAGGAACGACGUGUGUCGACGACCUACACGAAGGAGGGAUCGCAUCGGUCGCAAGACAUACCAAGCGAUCGCAGCCUGCAGGGCACAACAGUGGUAUGCUCUUUAACCCGAGAGCCAAGCGUAGAUCAAGAAGAGUCGAAGUGAAGUAGUUUUGUUGACGAAAACCCUAUCCCCGCGAGAGAUACCGGCAGUUGCUCACGUGGACGCGAAGAUCGCCGGAACCUCGAAAGCGGGUGCAGCUGUACGUACGUGCCUGGUAGCAGCCUCUUCGAUAGUCUAUCAAUGCUCGAAAGAUGAUUCGCUUCAC